AUGGGCACAGAAUUAUGUGAACAACUUAAUAUUGCGAUCGAUUUAAGCAAUGUGCUUCGCCAAAUCCUGCAAGACAAAGAGGAAGAUGGAGAAAUAUACGCCGUUUUGACUGGCGGAUCAACAGGAGUAGAGAACUUGUUUAGUGUCACUAAUGUAUGUCUGAUGUACCAUCUUUUGCUGAAACACGGAGUAAAACCAGAGAAUAUCAUCACUUUUGCUAAUGAUACAAGUGUCAAUGAUAAACAGUAAGGGUAUACCUUACCCUACCCUACCCUACCCUACCCUACUCUACCCCACCCUACCCUACCCUACCCUACCCUACCCUACCCUACCCUACCCUACCCUACCCUACCCUACUCUACCCCACCCUACCCUACCCUACCCUACCCUACCCUACCCUACCCUACCUUACCUUACCCUACCCUACCCUACCCUACCCUACCCUACCCUACCCUACCCUACCCUACCCUACCCUACCCUACCCUACCUUACCCUACCCUACCCUACCCUACCCUCAACCUUUUUAAAUCCGCCUAAAUUGUAGCUCGCCAUGGCCAGGAGAGCUACGUACUUCAGGACUUGAUAAAGACGUCUACAAAGGUUGCAGAAUCGACUACCGUAACGAGAACUUAAAUUUUGACUUGUUUGCAAGCGUCCUAGUCGGUAAUCAAACCGAUGAAAAGUUUCCGGUCUUAAAGUCCACCUCCAAAGACCGUGUCCUACUGUAUCAUAGUGGUCAUGGUGGACACCACGAGUUUGAGUUUGGCAAUGAACGGGUACAAACUGACCGCUUUCGCGACGCGUUGACCGAACUGCAUUCGAAAGGCAUGUACAAACAGUUGUUCUACCACUUUGAAUCCUGUUAUUCCGGCUCAAUGUUUGUCGACUGGCUGACUCCCAACUACAAUAUUCUUGCUAUAACAGCCGCUAAUCCGAAUGAAUGCGCUUAUGGUUGUACUAACAAGGAUAGCAUGGUUAUGCCGAGUUUACAUGUCGUAUGGUGAACUUUGUCGAACACAAAGACGACCUGGACUUGCCUUUGAGUGAUGAAUUUAAAUUCGUCCAAAGUCACAUCAAAGACAGUCACGUUAGCAAGUACGGUAACUUUGAUCUGCUGAUUCACACCACUGACACAUUUUUUGGACUUUUGAACCAAGACGAAUUCACUGUAAGCAACCAGACUUGUUUAAUACAAGUUUUGCUACAAGAAGCGGAUCUGUAUCGCCUAGAGUAUCAAAUUAAAGAAGCUGAAGAAGAAGGAGAUGCUGUUACAGCUAGAAGACUAAAUAAUGAAUUACAAAAGCAAAUUGAUUUACUUGAACAUACGAACCAGAAAAUUGACAGUUUUGUAACAAAGAUGUGUAUGAAGAACAACUUCAGAGAAAACACAAAGGCUAAGGUAGACCUAGAAUGCUACGGAGAGAUGAGUAGAACUUUCCACAAGCAUUGCCACAAUGGUAAUCUUGUAAGUUUUGUUUCGGUAAAGAAAAGCCUUUAUAUAAAGUUUUUUUAAAACAGGGAAGUGUGUCAAUCUUUAUAUAACGGACAUAUCAUGCGAAGAUUUUCUUCAUUGUCUUGUCGUACCCUUUAAAAUGAACAAAAACGUUUUUUUCAGAAACAUGUUGGAAAGAUCAUCUGCACAAGUUGUGUCAUGCCAACGUUUUAACCCAAGAAUUGGUCAGCGGACUUGCUUCUCAUUGCCAAAACUAAAUGCUUCUUCACUACUUCAAGUUUUUUUUUACUUUACUAAUAAAUGCUUUUAACAAAACUUAUUAUUCAGCUUAAAGAAAUGAUCAAGUAAACUUUUGCUAAUAAUUUAUCAUUGCGGAAAAAGUUGAUUGAUUUAGCUAACACUUUAUGCAAAUUGCAAAUAAAGUGAAUUGUUUUAAGUUUCUAAAUUUUCUAUUUACCAACAAUUCCUGUGUCGUUGAACGGUGGAGCGUUUAUAUUCGUGUGCUAUCGAACGGUCGAUUGUUUGAUUUGGAGCAUUUCACCACAAUGGAGCAUGUGUCAUCAAAAGCUUUAAUAGCUUCUGUGAUUCUCGGAAGCCUUUUACCAAUCUUGGUAGGCAUUGUCGCUACUGUUGAGCCUUUUCGCAUUUGUAAAACCAACCUGGCUGUCAUAAAAGUAAUGUUACAAUUGAACGAUGGUAGUCGAAUUCAAUUGGUUUGCUUCGAACGACCAUAAGGGGGCCGAAGGGCCCCCAUUGGUCUGGUAAUUUAUCAUCGCGGAACCAGCAAUAUAUCGACAGAAAAAGCUUGGUUGCAAAAGAUGUAUAACCAUAUAAAAGAUCAUUGUAUGGUGGACCACAGCUGGCGUCAUUCACUAUAACUUCUAGUAACCUGGUGAAACCAUCAAUUCAGAAAAGUAUUGUAGCCAAUUCGACGAUAUGCUUCAGAAGUUAAAGCAAAAGUGCUCCGGUUUGAACAUCACAAAAGGUCUAACAUUGCUUCAUGACAGCGCGCGUCCUCACAUUGCGCUGCCACUGUUGUGACGUUAAAUGUGAUAGGUUGCAAGACACUGCCUUAUCCUUUCUGCUCUCUGCACUCGUCUCCAACUGGUUACUACCUAUCCAAAUAUCAUCUACAAAACGAGCGCUUUCGAAACUAAGACGAGACCAAAUUUGAGGUGGGUUUCUUUUAUCAGCUCCAGAAGUCCACAUCUGUUCGUUUGGAAUGGAUAAGCUGUUAUUUUGUUUGCAAGAUUGUAUUACUUCGACGUGUAGCAUUUGCCCGUUUGAAUUAAAUUCCUGACAUUAAACGAGACAUUAUUUUUAAAAUGCCUUGUAUCAUCUUUAUACAAUUUUACAUUUUAUAAACUUAUAGUUUAUUAACUAGCGGCAUAUAUUUUUUGUAAGAAAACAUAAUGCUAGAACUUUGUAAAUUUCAUUUUACUAUUUCUAUAAUAUAUAAAUUCAGCCGCAUUUUAAAAUUUGGUUUUUUUGAUUUAUCAUGCAUUCCAAAAAGCUAUUGUUCGCUUUCGUGUUUAAUAUAGUUCUGGUUAGAUGGUAUGUUGAUAAAUUUGAGUAUAGCAUACUUUCAAUGCUGUGUAUAGCAUAAGCUAGUAAAAUAAAGGAUACUAAAUUACUGUGUGAUCAGAUUAUCUAUUUAGCAAUGUAGUUCGCCAAUUUCUUGAAAGCAAAGAAGAUGGUGGUGAAUUGUAUGCUGUUUUGACUGGUGGUUCGUCAGGUCUUGGCAAUUUAUUCAGCGAAACGAAUGUUUGUCUAAUGUAUCAUAUAUUGCGAAAGCACGGAGUGAAGGAUGAAAAUAUUAUCACAUUUGCCGGUGAUGAUAACGUAAAUGAUACAAAGUAAGAAACUGCUGUCAGCUUUUUGAUUUGACUAUCUUUAGAAUUGACUUUUCCACAUUUUGGGCAGGUUAUGGCGCAUUAGGGUACGCUGCAGAUGACUAAGUAGCGUAGCGUAAAGUAAUAAGACCAAACUUUACUAAAACUUUUUAACUUUAUUACAGUUCUCCGUGGCCAGGAGAGUUGCGUCCACAACCAAUCGACCCAGAUGUCCGCCAAAGCUGUAGAAUUGGCUAUAGUUAUGAGAAUUUGAACUUUGAUCUUUUUGCUGAAGCCUUGAUAGGUAACGACACCGGUGGCAUCUUCGAACAUUACCCAGUUCUAAAGUCAACUUCAAAGGACCGUGUUCUACUGUAUCAUAGCGGUCACGGUGAUUCUCAUGAGUUUGAAUUUGGAUAUGAAUGGGUACAAGCUGAUCGCUUACAAAAAGCUUUGACAGCUAUGCAUGACAAAGGAAUGUACAAACAGUUGUUCUAUCACUUUGAAUCCUGUUUUUCCGGCUCAAUGUUUGUUGACUGGUUGACUCCGAAAUACAAUAUUCUAGCUUACACCGCCGCAAAUCCGCACCAAUAUGCUGUUGCUAUUGGGUACAAAGGAUGGAUAAUUUCGGUCAAGUUUUCAUGUCAUAUGCAACAGUUUAUUGAACAGAACAAAGACCUGAGUGCCUUUAGGCGAUGA
Messenger RNA from Bursaphelenchus okinawaensis, 3984 nucleotides. Lineage: Eukaryota; Metazoa; Nematoda; Chromadorea; Rhabditida; Aphelenchoididae. The record is from the annotation of a GenBank genome assembly.